Messenger RNA from Populus euphratica (Euphrates poplar), 2008 nucleotides. RefSeq names its product scarecrow-like protein 3. NCBI's taxonomy places the organism in Eukaryota, Viridiplantae, Streptophyta, Magnoliopsida, Malpighiales, Salicaceae. The transcript has 2 exons. The record is from RefSeq and is a predicted model, not a curated record. Bases 383 to 1813 code for a protein of 476 amino acids.
GAAAUUCCAUUAUUCCCUCUGAUCCCCCUCCAUGGACAAGAAAACAAGUAGUGACAAAAACAACCACUUGUUUUGUCUCCAAAGCAAACAUGGAAAGUACCCUAAAAGUCAAGAGCUUUAAUUCCCAUUUCACUGCUCGUUUUGUAAACAAAAGGUUAGGCCAGAGAGGAAACCUUUGUAGAGUAGAGCGGAUAGCUCUUGGUUCACUUUGAUGGAUUAGGAGAAUUGUGGGACCAAGCUUGAAACUUUCUUCAGGAGUUUUGGUGGGUUUCUUGUGAAUUUCAAAACCCAGUUGUGGAUGAUUCACUCUUGGUUUUGAACUGAAAUUCACAGGAGAAAAUCAGUCAACUCUCCCUGGGUGUUGAGUUUGGUCUCGUCGUUAAUGGUAGGAAUGGUUCAAGAAGAGGGAUCAUCAUCUGUAACUUCACCUCAUCAGUUCUUUCCAUGGAUGCCACUGCCGCCAGGGAUAGGAUCACCAUACCCUUGGCUGAGGGAACUGAAAUCUGAAGAGAGGGGUUUGUGUCUGAUCCAUCUUCUUCUUGCCUGCGCUAACCAUGUAGCGGUUGGUAGUGUUGAAAAUGCAAAUAUUAGCCUUGAGCACAUCUCCCAUCUUGCCUCUCCUGAUGGCGAUACGAUGCAGCGGAUUGCUGCUUACUUCACUGCAGCACUUGCUGAUCGCAUUCUUAAAGGAUGGCCUGGUCUGCACAAAGCUCUCAAUCCAAAACAAGUAUCUUUGAUAUCUGAAGAAAUUCUUGUUCAAAGAUUAUUUUUUGAGCUCUGUCCCUUUUUAAAGCUUUCAUACGUGAUCACAAAUGAGGCCAUUAUAGAGGCCAUGGAAGGGGAGAAGAUGGUUCAUAUCAUCGAUCUCAAUUCCUCUGAGCCUGCCCAGUGGAUCAAUCUUCUUCAAACAUUAAGCGCACGGCCAGAAGGACCACCUCAUUUGAGAAUAACAGGUAUUCAUGAGAAGAAAGAGGUGUUAGAGCAAAUGGCUCUUCGGCUGACUGAAGAAGCUGAAAAGCUAGACAUCCCUUUUCAGUUCAAUCCUAUUGUGAGCAAACUAGAGAAUAUUGACCUUGGAAAUUUGCGGGUUAAGACUGGAGAAGCUCUUGCUGUCAGUUCUGUACUUCAGCUGCAUGCUCUCCUGGCCAUGGAUGAUGAGAUGCAUAAAAGGAACUCUCCAUCAGGAUCUAAGAAUCCAAGCUCUAACCAUUUUCAGAGAGUCUUACGGAUGAACCAAAACCGACAUACUCUAGGUGAGUGGCUUGAGACAGAUUUGGUCAAUGUCUAUAGCUCUAGUCCUGACUCAGCAUUAUCCCCACUAUCUCUUUCUGCUUCACCGAAGAUGGGCAGCUUCCUAAAUGCACUUAGGAGUCUCUCACCGAAAUUGAUGGUGAUAACUGAGCAGGAAUCAAAUCAUAACGGGCUUAGUUUAAUGGAGAGGGUCACAAAAGCUUUGAAUUUUUAUGCUGCACUAUUUGAUUGCUUGGAGUCUACUGUAUCGAGAGCAUCAUUAGAGCGGCACAAGGUUGAGAAGAUGCUAUUUGGGGAGGAAAUUAAGAACAUCAUCGCUUGUGAGGGAACUGAGAGAAAGGAGAGGCAUGAGAAGUUGGAAAAAUGGAUCCUGAGGCUCGAGUUAGCUGGGUUUGGGAGCAUUCCUCUGAGCUACCAUGGUAGGCUGCAGGCAAACAGAUUAUUGCAGAGCUUUGGCUAUGAUGGAUAUAAAAUCAAAGAAGAGAAUGGAUGUUUAUUUAUUUGCUGGCAGGAUAGACCACUAUUUUCUGUGUCAGCUUGGAGAUUUAGGAGUUGCGAUUGAAAGAUUAUCGAACAUAUGGGGACUGUGCUUUCUAUUAUUUUGCUACUGUUCUUUGUAUAAAGGAUGAUAACCUUUAAUGUGCAGUUGCAUAAUGUUCAACUUUUAAAACAUUUUCUCCAUUUAUAUAACGUUGUAUUAGAUAAUUGUUUAUGUUUAUUUACUCUCUGAUAAAAGUUGGAUGAUAUUUGUUCCAUA